This is a messenger RNA of Drosophila arizonae, 2521 nucleotides long. RefSeq lists its product as uncharacterized. Lineage: Eukaryota; Metazoa; Arthropoda; Insecta; Diptera; Drosophilidae. The record is from RefSeq and is a predicted model, not a curated record.
UUUGCGAUUCGCGAUGAGGAAGUCGCGUCCGGUGCGCCAACAGAUACCGAUAUCCACAAUUUUUACUGUGAAAAAAUGUUUAUAAAGCCAAGAGUGCAGCCGGAGCCCGACUUACACGAUAAAUCGCUGCGGGAUCCACAUCCUGCCAAAGGCGGCGCAAAGCAAAAGGCUAAUAGCGGCCGCUGGCCACGGACUAUGGGCCUGCUCUAUGUGUACACAAUUAUGUCUCUUAUGGUCGUCAAGGUCGCAUCAACAGCAGCCUUAUAUCAACAGCAGCAACAGCAGCAGCAGCAGCAGCAGCAGCAGCAGUUACUCAACCAGAUUGAGGGCCAGACGCUGUCGGAGACAACGCCCAGCACUGAAAGUGACGACAACUCGAGUCAAGAGGCGGAACGUUUAAACAUUGAGAAGAUGCGUGCCAAGUUGCAGCAAUUGCAGCACGAGCAGCAGCAGCAAUAUCGUCUGCAGCAGCAGCAGAUGCAGCUGCAUCUGCAGCAAAUGCAACAGCAGCUCCACCUGCACGCCAACGAUGUGGAGGAUCUGGAGGUGGAGAGUGGCACAGGUGGUGCUAGUGGUGUUGGUGGUGGUGCUGGCGAAACUGCCUACUUAUUGGAGCGUGCCGACGAUGUUGCGCCCAUUUACGGAACAUGGCGCACGAAAGCGAGACGACCCCAGCCGCCAGGCGUCGGCAGCAGCAGCAGCAACGGCAACAGCAACGGCAACGGCAACGGGCUGCAGCACGCAACGCCUGAUGAUGGCGACGCUGGCGAUAAUCAUCUGUAUGAGCGGCUGCCUAAGCGAGCCGUCACCAUGACGCCGCUGCGUGAUCUUUUGCGCGAUCAGCUGCCCCGCCCACCGCGCCUCUCCACGCAGCGGCCGCCCUCAUCGGCGGCGGCGUUGCUGCGGCGCCAAUACUCCGAGACGCCAGGCACGCUGGCUAUGCGCGAUGAUUACAAGCCGAAGCCGUUUCACUUUCCCUUCGACGGUCCGCUGCCGGAGCAGUUCAAGAAGGGCGAGGCGGAGCGCCUGAACAACAUCCAGGACAUCUUGCACAACAUGCACAUCAACAAUCCGCUGCCCAGCAAGAUGCCCGGCCUGGUCAUGAUGCCCACCGGGCUGCACAUUGCGGGCAGCUACAAGAACCUCAAGUCCAGUGGCAUAGCCAACUUCUUUCGGGGCAAGCGCAGCAAGAAGCAGAUGCAGUUCAGCAUUCCGCUGCCCAUGUUUCCCAUGGGCGUGCCGAUGCCCCUGUACCCAGGUGCGCCACAUCAGCGCGUAGCCAUCGAGCAGCUGUAUCCAUAUAAGCCGCGCUCCCCACAGGACAUCAAUUUGCUGGCCCUGCAGCAGGCGCCCGUUAGCAAGCCCAGCUCCAAGAAGAAGCACAAGAAGCAGAAGCAGCAGCAGCAGGAGCAGAGCAACUACAACAACAUGCUGCUGGAGCACGGCAGCCAGCAACACUUCUUGGUCGACCCAUUUCUGCAGAGCUUUCCGCCCAUCAUAGCGCUGAAUGCGACGCGCCAGCCGCAGCACAAGCGCAUUCCCUUCAAGGUGAACCUGGACAUCUACCCGGUGCUGCCACCCUCUAGGCCCACGUCCGUGCUGCGCAGUCCCUACCCGAGCGACUACGCAGUGCCCACAGCCGGUGCGCUGGCUGCCUCGCCGGGCUCCAUCUAUGCGCAGCCGCAGCUGCAGCAGAGUCUGUACCAGACGUCCUUCAAGUUCCCCACGCAGCCGCCCAGCCACCUGCCCAUGAUCUUUCCCGAUCAGUCCAUCCGCUACAGCCAGCAGCAGGCAGUCUACCAGUCCGGCAAGUAUGCGCCGCAGUCCCAGCAGAACGAUGACUGCGUCUAUGGCCCAGCCGUGAGCAGCAGCAGCGGCAAUGCCAAUAGUGGAGCCGUGGAGAGCAGCAGCAAUCAGAUAAUGCUGCAUCUGAAUGUCUUUCCCAAGCAGAAGCCUUCGCCAGUGGUGCGCGCCUCCACCAAUCCCUUUUACAAUCACAACUUUUCGGGCUUGCAGCGCAAUACUUUCAGCGCCAGCGACCGGGAGCAGCCACUGCCCAAGCCACCGAGUCCCGUCGAGCCGCGACAGCAGCAGCAGCAGCAGCAACAACAGCAGCAGCAGCAGCAGCAGCAGCAGCAACAACAGCAGCGGCAGCAACAGCAGCAACAGCAGCAGCAACAGCAGCAGCAGCAGCAGAACCACACUCAACAACAACAGCAACAACAACCUGUAAAUCAACCGAUUUCACGCAGCGACAAUCUCUCGCUCAUUGACUUUGAGCAUCCCAUUGUCGCAGCCGAGGUGCCGCAGCCGCCCCAAUUACCGCAACCUGCUGCAUUCACCGGCCACCCAGCUCUGUCCUCCAAUUAUGGAGGACGUUACAGCGUUCAAGGCGAACAUAUUCGCUAUCACAAGAAUCCCGAUCAACUGGCUGCCGAGGCACAAACAGCUUCGCUCUUUCGCUUUCCCGUUGAGGAUCUGAUACAGUUCCAGGUGGAUGAUGCGCUCUAAAUCGUUCUAG